AUGUUGAGUGGUUCGGUCCGGUUUCGCAGCGUGCGAUCUCCGAUGUUCGCAGCGGUGCUCUGCGUGCACGAUCGUCUGCUGCUACUGCUCGUGCUGCUGACGUCCUUUGGAUGUGGCGAGCUCGGUUCGGCCCAGACCGGUUUGAUCCGGGUGGAGCACGAACAGGGACCGGCCCUGUCGGCAUCGUCGCAGCUGUGCGGCGGCAGUACGCUUACCGCACCGCACGGUGUCAUCUCCACGCCCAACUUUCCCGCCCGGUUCCCGGUACCGAUCAGCUGCACCUGGAUCAUCGACGCAUCGGCCAUUGUCGGUGCGAACGUGUCGAUCGUGCUGUACCUUACGCAGCAGUACGUACUCGGCGGAUUGCGGUUCACCGAGUACAUGUACUACAGUGACGACUACAAGGUGCCGAGCAUGAACGUGUACGAGUUGAGCGAGGACGACGUGACCAGCGUGCCGUGGAUACGGUUUAACAGUCCGUACCUGGAGGUACGAUUCACCAUGGACAGCUUGUACGGGACACAUCUGCGUGCGCUCGAUCGGCUGUUGGAUGUGUACGGGUUCAACAUCACGUAUGAGGUGGACACGGUUAAGCCUCACACAUGUAACGCGCUGCGUUGCCGGUUUCUUGGCAACUGUUACGCGAAGCAGGAUUUCUCAUCGUACUACUGUGACUGCUAUGCUGGAUUUAGUGGUCCUGAUUGUGGCGACGGUCCGCUCUGCAAGGACGCGAAUGUUUGUGAAAAUGGUGGCACGUGCAAGCACAUCGGUGACAACGCCAUCAUCUGCAUCUGCCCGGCCGGAUAUAAGGGCAAACGGUGUGAGAUCAACGAGUACGACGAGGUCACAGGAUGCAAUCUCGACAAGGAAGGCGACGACUGCUUUCGGCAGUGUAUUUCACCCGGUGACAGUCUCGACGUGUGCCGCUGUGACCAGAGCAUAUCGUCCUCGAGUCGUGGCAGAGCCAAGUACGAGAUGACGGUACGGUUAGCAAACGCAUCCCACUUCGAGCUAAACGACAACGGCGAACAUCAGCUCAAUGAAAACACGGUGACGGUGCUGGAAAAGCAGAUCAACCGGUUUUUGAGGAAUUUCAAUCUAUCCAAGAUCAAUGACCUGGAAGUGUUUACAACGCGGACAACGGCGGUCCCUACCGGUGCCAGCGGUGGAACGACGAGUGGCAAGACUGGACCAUCAGUUGCCGUCGGAGGUGGUGAGGUAAUGUUUCAAUUUUUCGGCCCCAAAAUCGACUCGGGCCGCGUGCGGGAAGCGAUGGAAAAGAUGACCGAACGGGGCCGGAUCGGGAACGUGAGUCUCGUGCCUGGGACCAAGCUUACCUUUCGUCAGGAUGUUGGCUUUAUGUUGCAGUCGGUGGUCAUCAAUCAAAAGGGACCGAUCCGGGAGAACACCGAGUUCAUACUGUCCUGUGUGGCGCAGGGCUCAUCAACGAUGUCCUUCCGGUGGUACAAGAACGGAUACUUCGUGAACGUGACCAAAGCAACAAGGAACAUGUGGACCCGCCUGCUACCGCUCGACUCCAAGGAUCACUACACCGCCCUGCUGGGCAUCAACCGGGCAAAUCGUCUUGACGAGGGCAUUUACACCUGCCAGGUUUCCGACAUGGGUAUCCAGCAGUGCCGGUCGACGAAGGUACAAAUCCUGGAGGUACCGCAACUGCGCGUUGAUCCACCGAGCGUGACACUGUUCCGGGGCGAUUCCCUGCUGAUACGCUGCCUGUCACAGGACACCGACCGGCGGUUCGGUACGCUCGGUUACAGCUGGACGAAAAACGGUGCAUUAUUUCAAUCCGACCCGCACGCUGAACUCUGGGAAGAUCUCUAUCCGGACGGAAGCAUUCUUAAGGUGAACAACCUACAGAAAUCGGUCGUCUUUACCUGCAUUGUGUCCAAUUCGGUGGCACCGGUGUCACGCAGCGUGCACGUGACGGUGGUGGAACCGGGCACGGUCACCCUCUGUCCGCAGAGCGAUGAUUUCGGUGUGAGUUGGCCUGCCAGCGCUAGCGGGCCGGCUGUGCUGGCCGAUUGUCCCAAGCGGGGUACGGGGCUGGCGAGCCGCAUCUGUGAGCAGAGGGACUUUGGUCGUCCGGAAUGGUUAGUGCCGGAUUUUUCCGACUGUGUACCGGAGGAAGUUAUCGAGAUUGACAAUGAGUUCCGAGGGCUUACGUACGGUUAUCAGAAGACUAACGGUUCCAAUGUGCUGCAGUCGUGUUUGAAAUUUGCCACAACCCACGCGGCCACCUUUCUGCCGGGUGAGGGUGGCGUAUUGCUCGGUUUGCUGCAAGAGGUAUUUAGCUACAUCGCUGCGACCGGAACGCGUCACGAGCAGGAAAUCGCUUCGGACAUCAUUUUACGCAUCGUUGACGUCAUUAUGCAGAACAAAGCGUCACUCAACAGUCAACAGCAAAUCAAACAACUGCAGGACUUGGUGCAGGCAGCCGCACUCAAUCACGAAACGACGAUGGCAGCACCGAUUUCAUCGUCCUCCUCGUCGGCCCUCGGACCGGUGGCGGGAUCCGGCGUGAAGCAUGCCGCUUCUACCACCGCCACCCAUCAGCUGAACUCGUUCUAUCUGUACACGGAAACGGUCAAGGGCCUGCCGUUCAAUCUGCAAAUUUAUGGCGAUCAACUCUACUCCGACCAGCUGUACAUGGAAAUGGAUCGUUCCGCUUCACUGCAGGACAUCGUGGCCAACGGGACCGUGCUGGUGACGGUGAUAUCGUACAAAAAUCUUACCAGCUUUCUACCGCGCUUCUAUUUUGCCAAAAACAGCUUCGGCACCGAUAUCGACUACAUCCCGGCGUCUAAAAUCAUCUCGAGCUGGCUGUACUACGCGAACCGUACCGGGAGCGAGGCGAACCAACCGCUACACGUGCCGCUGGAGGCUGCCCACGUGGAAAUCGUUUUCCAGCAUGAAAACUCACCCACCACCGAAUGGAUACCGCUGUGUGGCUACGACUCGAAGGCGACGUUCGAACCAACGUGGCGUACGGAUCUCUGCAUCACCGAGAAUCUGCUGGAAAACAUCACUCGCUGCAUCUGCCCAUUGUCGGGCACGUUCGUGGUCCUGCUAGCGAAGAAGAACUACAACCCCACUGUACCGAAGGCAACCUCCCGGCCAAUACUGGUCGUGAUCAGCUGCGGAUGUUGCUUCCUGCAGUCGUGCAUCGCCUUCGCCAUCAUGCUGCCGAUCCUGUACCAGCGACGGUGCUGUGUGACCUUUUUAAAAAUGCAAUUCUGCUCCGCCACCUCGAUGGCGAUGGCUAUAUUCAUUCUCGGCCUGCUGCAGCUGUUCCCGCCGGAAUGGUACGCACUGGUGAUGGCAUUGCUGUCCGGUUUUCUGCUACUGAGCACCUCCACGCUGGUUGCCAUCACCGUCCUGGUAACGACGGAACUGCACGGUCCGAGUCGCAAACUGAUCGCUGCCACCAACCUGGCCACCGGUAUCUCGGGCAGCAUCGGGCUGAGCUGGUUUCUGCCAAUACUGUGUGCCACCUCGACACCGCUCGUGUACAACGUGAUGGUCGAAUCACCGUCGCACUGGUGGCAUACGUCCGACUCCUUCGGUUUCGUGCUGUUCGUCGUCAUCGAGGCACUGUUUGUGGUGCUGUUCGUGCUGCUCUUCAUCACCCUCAUCAAGCGGCUGCUCUAUCUGGCCCGGAAGCACGACAAACACAACACUUCCAUCCUGCGCAGGAUUCGUUUGCUCUACCGGACCGGGUUACUGUUCGUGUCGAAUGUGCUCUGCCACACGUUCUACCUGGUGUACGUCAACACGGACGGUUUGACGUCGGGCGGUUAUCUUUUCGGCGGUAACAGCAUAGCACUGGGAUUUUGUAUACUGUUUAGCUUUAUAGUGAAGGCGGAACUGAAGCAAGACACAACCGAGUCGACCAGCAGCAAGUCUAGCACUAAAAAUAGUUUGGACGAAAACUUUUGCUCGGGAUCAAUCAAUAGUCCGUUAAGUUUUUAUACAAAUCAGGAACUAGAUAAGGAUAACGAAUGCCUCUCGUCGGUGGGUAAGACAACGAAGAUUCCUCUGACAAUACUUUCCUCCCAGCAACCCCCGGCUUCGGCCCAAUCGGUACAGCAGGGCCCUUCCGGGCAGCAACAGACCGCACCGCACAUUACCACCAUCGAACCCUGCCUGCAGGUGGACCUUGAAGGCCACAGCAUGGACACGUUUCUCGGUGCUGCGGGAGGGCUCUGCAACUAUGCCACCGUCACCGCACCACCGUUUGGGGGAGCUGCUUGCUAUGAUCUUGCCGGGAGUAUACUGCUGCCACCCGGACCGGGUGGUCCGACCGUUCCGGGGACGGCACUCAUCACGAUCGAAACCAGCCCCAGCAUAGUGCUGGCGGGACCAUCACCGUUAGCGAAUGUACCAACCGCUGCCAGCGUUAGCAUCGAAUGGCACCAGCAGCAGCAGCAGCAGCAGCAACAACAUUCACACGCCUGUGGUCAUCGGCCGGAACCACUGCCGGCCACCGUGAGCUUCCUGCCCACGAUACCAACCGCCGAUGCGAGCGAUUUCGUCGGUGUGGGCACACUGGACAUACUGAAAGGCGUUGGGCAAGACAGCAUCAUCGGCAUCCGUGGCAAAGCGCUCGAAGUUGGCAGCAACGAUGGCAAGAAGGUAGUUACGGUAAUCGAAUCAUCUACCCAGCUGCCACCGACGGGAACGCUACCACGACCCUCGGGGAAAGCAAUCAUGACAACGACAUCGUCAUCUGCUCCGACGCCCACACCGCCCCCAACCGGACCCGCGCCCGUGCCACUCAUCCCCUACUACUCGGAGCAAUCGGGGGCAGCCGGUGCAUCGGCAGUGCAUCACAAACCGGGCCCGGUACCAGCGCCGCCCAUCAUUACCGUCACGGCAACCGACGACGGUCGGACGGGUGGGCGAAUCGACGGGAUGCUGGAUCGAAUCUCGCACGAUCUUGACUACCUGCUGAACCGUACGGGUGAUACCGUGGUGUCCUCCUCCUCCUCCACCACCAAUGCCACCACCACAUCGUCGGUUGUGCCGAUCCAGCUACGUCCAACGACCGGGUCACCGGGAGCAGGAGCAUCCACCGUCAACAGCCCUGCACCGCCACAGCAGGGCUCCAUUAGCGCACCACUAAUACCCGCUUGCCACAGUGUUCACGAAGUAAUUAUCGAAGAGUCUGAAGAAGUAGAUAGUUAA
Messenger RNA from Anopheles marshallii, 5205 nucleotides. RefSeq lists its product as uncharacterized. The transcript is spliced from 23 exons. Gene Ontology annotation, molecular function: G protein-coupled receptor activity. Gene Ontology annotation, cellular component: membrane. The record is from RefSeq and is a predicted model, not a curated record. Lineage: Eukaryota; Metazoa; Arthropoda; Insecta; Diptera; Culicidae. Bases 1 to 5205 code for a protein of 1734 amino acids.